Bicyclus anynana (squinting bush brown) is the source of this 4873-nucleotide messenger RNA. Its product is annotated as dymeclin. The record is from RefSeq and is a predicted model, not a curated record. Gene Ontology annotation, biological process: Golgi organization. The transcript has 17 exons. NCBI's taxonomy places the organism in Eukaryota, Metazoa, Arthropoda, Insecta, Lepidoptera, Nymphalidae. The coding region runs from base 162 to 2300 and encodes 712 amino acids. Gene Ontology annotation, cellular component: Golgi apparatus.
GAAAAUGGAAAUUGGAAACACAAACGUCAAAUUGGAAAUAGUACUUGACAUUUGACAAAUCUGCGAUGAUUUCGUGGCUAUUGGAAACAAGUCAAUAAUUUUUUUAAUGAACCUUGCAAUAUAUGAAAUAAUUAUAAAACUUUGCGUGGUCUGGAGUAAGAAUGGGUAUAGCAGUGACCAAAUACUCGGACAUAUCAAACAAUGAGCUGCUGGCAAAAUUCUGUUCCAAUGACGUCAUUUGCCCCAAUGAUCCCUUCUGGAAUCAACUGCUGGCAUUCAAUAUACAAAUUCCCAAUGAUGCUGAUGAACAGCUGAUAUUCGACACAUGUUCGGAUGCGUUACUACAGAAGUUUCUGCAGAACAACCAGCAGACAGGGAACCUGGGCUCCCUUGUCCAAGUGUUCAUCACACGAGCCACAGAGUUGCUUGCUGCGCCUAACUCUGACAACGUUAUGCUAGCAUGGCAGUGCUACAAUGCCUUGUAUGUCAUUCGAGCUGUCACCAAGUAUUUAGUGGAAAUGGUCCCUGAAUAUGAGCUCUGCAUACAUUUAGAUGUCCAAGCCAGGACCAUGAACUCCCCCGCCCCUCAAGAUGUGUCUCCGCCGUCUUCGCCGAUCCAAGAAGUCAGUGUGACGGACAACCAAGUGUCUUCCAAGCCGAUGUCAGGGGAGAGUCGCGUGGAGAUGCUAGUGGAUGCUCUUAUCGGGCUCAUCAUUGAUGUACCCAUCACAGACAACACAUACUAUUUACACUUGGAGUGUAUAAACACGCUGCUCGUGCUAAUGUCUGUGUACAUGUUUGCCGGUGUGCAUGGACAGACAAGACUUGUGGAGACUUCGUUAAUAUUCAGAACACUAUUCCAAGGCAGGUACGGAAUGCACGCGCCUCUGUUAGUGAAGACGUUGCUGUCCAAUCUGUCGAGCAUGAUGCCGGCGCCGCCACAGUUCGGGGCCCAAGGACCUGGCAGUAUGCUGAUCAAUAUUGCAUCCAGCCUCUGGAGCAUGCUAACAUUCAACGCGACCACUCGACAGACUAUAUACACCAACCCGCCCCUACACCGACACGAGUUACUCGAGAGACUAAAAAAGGAGCACCCUGUAGCCAACCAGUCGUGCUUACUGCUGCUCGCGCUGGCGAACCAUUGCAUCAGUGAGGACAACUUGUAUAGGACGGCGCUACUGCACUGUGAUGACACCUCUGAAAAUUCAUCCACAACUCCCCACAGAGACACAAAUGGCAGCGUCACACAAGUCACACCACCUCGAAUAGACUUGGCAGCAUUACACAAAGCGUUGUGCGCCACAGCGGGCUGCGAGCACUCGACUCUCCUGUUGUACCUCAUGCUGCACUCCUGCAAAGCGUACAAGAGCCACGUCAGCAACGUCGCCAACGUAGAACAUUUGAUAGUGCCGAUCCUGCAAGUGCUGUACAACGCUCCGGACAGCAACUCGCACCACAUCUACAUGUCGCUCAUUGUUCUGUUGAUACUCACCGAGGACGAUGUGCUUAUCAAGAAUGUGCAUUUAAUUAUGUUAAAAAACAUCCCAUGGUACACAGAGAGGUCGAUAUCAGAGAUAUCACUGGGCGGACUCAUGGUGUUGGUGGUGGUGCGCGCGCUGCAAUACAACAUGGCGCGCGUUAGAGACAAAUAUCUCCAUACUAAUUGUUUGGCCGCCAUUGCUAACAUGAGUUGUGAAUUUAGAAAUCUCCACCCUUACGUGGCGCAAAGGUUGAUAUCGUUGUUUGAGACGUUGACGAAAAGAAGAUCCAGGCUCUUUAUUGAAAUUGAAGGUACCGAUGAUUUGAAUGGUAUACAAUUACCGCAUCAAGCUGAGGAAAAGGCAGAAGAAAUUAUGGAACACAUAGAAGUGCUGGACGAAGUGCUACGGAUGCUGCUGGAGAUCAUCAACUCGUGCCUCACUCACCAGCUGGUGAACAACCUGAACCUGGUGUACGCACUGCUGCACAAGCGGCAGCUGUUCCAGCAGCACGCGCACCACCACAUCGCGCAAAACAUCGAAAUGGUCAUAGGGUACUUCUCGACGCGGCUGCAGAGGGUGCAGGAGGGUGCGGGGGGAGACCUCGGCGUCACAGAAGUACUGCAGUGUAUAAAGAAAGGCGCCGAGCAGUGGUCCAGCGAUAGACUUAAGAAAUUCCCCGAUCUCAAGUUCCGCUACGUGGAAGAGGAGAGACCAGAGGAGUUCUUCACUCCCUACGUGUGGGCACUGAUCAGUGCGUGCGGCAACAUCUACUGGGCGAGCGAGUGCGGCGCGCGGGCCGCUGGCGACCUGCUGGCGUGAUCGCGGCAACAUCUACUGGGCGAGCGAGUGCGGCGCGCGGGCCGCUGGCGACCUGCUGGCGUGAUCGCGGCAACAUCUACUGGGCGAGCGAGUGCGGCGCGCGGGCCGCUGGCGACCUGCUGGCGUGAUCGCGGCAACAUCUACUGGGCGAGCGAGUGCGGCGCGCGGGCCGCUGGCGACCUGCUGGCGUGAUCGCGGCAACAUCUACUGGGCGAGCGAGUGCGGCGCGCGGGCCGCUGGCGACCUGCUGGCGUGAUCGCGGCAACAUCUACUGGGCGAGCGAGUGCGGCGCGCGGGCCGCUGGCGAUCUGCUGGCGUGAUCGCGGCAACAUCUACUGGGCGAGCGAGUGCGGCGCGCGGGCCGCUGGCGACUUGCUGGCGUGAUCGCGGCAACAUCUACUGGGCGAGCGAGUGCGGCGCGCGGGCCGCUGGCGACCUGCUGGCGUGAUCGCGGCAACAUCUACUGGGCGAGCGAGUGCGGCGCGCGGGCCGCUGGCGACCUGCUGGCGUGAUCGCGGCAACAUCUACUGGGCGAGCGAGUGCGGCGCGCGGGCCGCUGGCGACCUGCUGGCGUGAUCGCGGCAACAUCUACUGGGCGAGCGAGUGCGGCGCGCGGGUCGCUGGCGACCUGCUGGCGUGAUCGCGGCAACAUCUACUGGGCGAGCGAGUGCGGCGCGCGGGCCGCUGGCGACCUGCUGGCGUGAUCGCGGCAACAUCUACUGGGCGAGCGAGUGCGGCGCGCGGGCCGCUGGCGACCUGCUGGCGUGAUCGCGACAACAUCUACUGGGCGAGCGACAGAAUACACAAUAUAUACAAUGAGUCGCCUCGUUCCUUACCAAAAUUGGCUAUUUGACAGUAAUUGUCAUCAUCAUCAGUAGUAUUUUUGACUAUCUGACGUUCAGGAUCUCGUUAUUAGAGGCGGGAUUUAUUGGACUUUAUACUCGAAAUGGCUGGAACCCAGGGCCGUGAAGUCGUAUAACGCCUAAAGAAUCAUGACAUACAUUACGGCUAAUGAAAAUGUUAACAAUCAGUUCUAUUUUCUCUCUUUGCUAUUUUCUAUAUUAUUCUAAUCUUACGACCAAAUUAAAAUACAUCAUAUUAUAAUAUAUUAUAUUAUUUAAUUGAUAUUAUAUUUCUUUGGUAGAGGGGGCUUAAAUGAAGUAUCAGGUAGGGUUUAUUUAUGUCACCGUGACACUAAACACAAUAAAUCCGGAUACAUUAAUGUAACAUGUACAAUUCUGUAACACCGAUUUAUAACUUGAUUAUCGCUCUCUAUCUAACACAAUACUAUAAAUAGAGAGGGACAGAAUCGAAUUUGAUACUCACACUGUGGAUUUAUAAAAAUAUUGUUAUAGAAUCUUACAUGAAUGGUGAUAUAAAUAUAUGACUUGAUGACUUAAUAUUUCAAAUUGUUAUUAUUUUUCUGUCACUUGACAUGCAGAUUCACAAAAAAAAAUAACGGGGUAUUUAAUGUUUAUCACAAUGUCACAUUGUCAAUUUAAGCUAAGUGUUUAGAUUUAUUGUGAAAUAUGUAUGGUAACUUGAAAAAAAUAUAGUUUUAUACCUUGACUUCUUUUAAUUACGAAUUUAAAAUACUGUUUAUCUAAUUAACAAUCGUUUUCAAUACAUCUGUGGGAUACUUGCUAAGCAACGUUAUUAUUAAUUUGAGUGUCUGGCCGAGUGGCGCAUUGGUUAGUGCCUCUGCAAUGCUGUAGGUUCGAUUUCCAUAACUGGAAACUGUGUGAUGAGCGUGAAUGUUUUCCAAUGUUAGAACCCUUAACGUAUAAUAUGACGUAUUUUUCAAAAGGAAAAAAAUAUCCUAUUCAAUAUUUUCGUGUUCUGUAAAUUUCAAAGUUAAUAAAAACGUUGCUAAGAAACUUACCAAUAGAUCACAUCUAUAAUGAAAACAUCACUUAGAUUAUUUAUAAAUUUAUUUCAUUGUAAUAAUUAUCAUACAAAUUCCAUUGUAUUAAGCUGAUCGUCCAAUAGUCGUGUGACACAAAUACAUUUGCGUUAAAAUGCCGACAAAUAGACAUGUAUCGAAAAUGUAUGAUGUUACAUCUUUGGGUUCAAUAGAGUUUUAUUUGUUUCUACUUUAAUCUAUGUUUAAAAAGUUGCACUUUAAAAGUACAUAAAUCUGUUUCGUGUACGAUUAUGUAUUUAAACAAAAUCUGCAACACAAAAUCGCUAUACGCUUAUUACGCUAAUAUAUUUGAUAACAAUAAUGUUGUCCUUUCCUUUCGUUCCUAACUUAGCCAUAAUCCUAUGCUUUAAUUAUAAAACUUGAUACAAUACCGCGGGAUUCAACCUAGUCUCUCGUGUGUCAGUUUACUUGAAACUUAAAAUAAGUGUGUCAGUUACACAGUGCAUACCAAAUGAAAAAAUGAAAUUUCAUUAUUUGUAGAUAUAUUUCGAUACAUGGGUUAUAGAUUUUUGUACAGUCGAACAGUCAUACAGUAGUAGUAGUUGACAGCAAAUACAUUUGUGUCACACGGCUAGUGGAUGACUACCCUUAGGUAAGUAGUAUACAAAUUGCAAUAUAGGAAAUAAAAAAUAAUAUUAUUUAAAUAUAA